Poecilia latipinna (sailfin molly) is the source of this 1452-nucleotide messenger RNA. RefSeq names its product receptor-type tyrosine-protein kinase FLT3-like. NCBI's taxonomy places the organism in Eukaryota, Metazoa, Chordata, Actinopteri, Cyprinodontiformes, Poeciliidae. The coding region runs from base 229 to 1452 and encodes 407 amino acids. The transcript is spliced from 10 exons. The record is from RefSeq and is a predicted model, not a curated record.
AUUAUCAUAAUCCUUUGUCCCAUCAGGAAUAUUUUCUGUGGUUUCAAUGUUUAGAUAUGUUUUUCAUUCUGCUUUUUGAGAAUCCCGGAUAUUACAGAAGUCAGGGCGGAAGUCUUUGCAGUAGUGCAUUACUUCCUCUUUCAAAACAUACUGGUUCACAUCCCGCACAGCAGAGUGUCACAGUGCCGUCUAAGGCGGAGUAUGUAACUCAGACUGCCGGAAAGCUUCAUGAUGCGGCGAAAGAGAUACACGAUUGCAGCUGCUCUCCUGCUGUGUGCUGUUAACGCGCUCUGCUCUGACGGCAAUACAAAUCAGAAAUGUGUGUCGAGCUGGGAGGCGGAUUGCUUUCAGCCAGCUCACCACCUGAAUGACCCUGAUCCUGUCAGCCUGAAUUUGUCAGCCAGUAAGAAACUCCUCAUCUCUCUAGAGGGCCUACCUAAUGAUCUUGUCUGCCAGUGGGGGAGAGAACAAGGCCCACUGAUGAACAUAAAUGGGAAUGUCUCCAUGGUUACACCAAGACUUUCAAGGACUGAUUCUGGGAUGUACAAACUAACCUGUAAAAGUCAAGAGAAGACCAUUUUCUCAAAAACUGUUGAUCUUCGUGUUGUUGAACGUCCCUCAAAACCAAAGAUGUCUCUGGAUCAUAUAAAUGAUCAAUACACGUCUCCUUAUUUUAAAUGCAUCUCUGAGGGUUCUCCAAGGUCCAGUAUUGAAUGGUCUCGUCCAUCCAAAAGGGAUAGGAGAAAAGACAUUGAUGAUUGGACAGCAGAGAGCUCAGCCACAACUUCAAACUAUGCAUAUAGUGGAGCGAUGUGUUGUGCCAAAAAUGAUGAAGGACAAGAAUGCACCCAGCUGUGUGACUUUGACUUAAAUACUGCUUCAAUGAAACCAGACGAGGUUUCUAGUGUGACCAUAAGUCCCAGUGAGCCUUUGGUACUUCGCUGCAGAAAAAAUGAUGAUUCUAGUUCUAUCUGGGAACAUAAUGGCAAGGUUUUGGCAGAAACCUGUGCAGGGAAUGAGAUCUGUAUUAAAAAGGACAAACAUGUGGAGAGCCGCAUGGUGUAUGCCUUCAUCAGAUCAGUUACCUCACAACACAACGGCACAUACACCUGCAAAAACUCAGGCAGAAGUAAAUCUGUGGAUGUUCAUGUUACGGCUGAGAGCUUCCUCUCCUCCCAGCUGCCUGAUCACUUUGUGAUAACUGAGACCAGCUCCUGUUUGGCAGCAAAUGUUUCCUACCACCCAGUGCUGCAGCUCUGCUACUGGGAAGCUCCUGAUGGGAGUUUCACUAAAUGCAUCAGAGACAAGACAGCAACAAAGCAAAGGACUGUGAAGUAUUGUGGACCAUUACAGUCUGGAGAGUAUAAACUACACCUGGAGGCUGGAGGAAAAACGGAAACAAAGAAAACAAUUGUUUGUGUUCUAUGUAGGAAUCUUGUGUGUCAUUGUUAA